GCGUCACACCGUAAAAGGUCUGCCUGGGAAAAAAACACGGUGAGGUGAAAUGUGAAACAAAACACUGCGUCAGAGUUAAUUUUUAAUACCUAAACGUUACGCGAUCGGGCUGCCAAUCCAGUGACCACAGUUCAUAGACUGAAUUCAACAUUUGUAAGUUUGGACCCACUGGAUAUUUUCAAGGAGACCUCAGGACAAUUUCCAGGCAUCCACUGGAUAUUUUUAACCUGCCAUGUGACAACCAAAAAAGGUUGUAACCACAGAAGCAGAUGGAGGAUGUGAGUCCAACCUGUUGAUGGAGGUAUAGAUGGAGGCUUCCAGUGGACCUCCUUCUCUGUGGCGGACUCCUCCUGUGAGGCAGUGCAGGGACUCACACACCUCUGAUGGCAGAGCAGGGCAGGCGGACCGUGCCAGAGGAGAAAUCACCUGUUUGGGAAAUCUAGAGCAGGGGAGGAUACAUAGAAAGAAAGGGAGGAGGAGCAGCAGAGUCUUUGCAGAGCUGAGGUCUCGCCCCUCUCUCUCUCUCUCUCUCUCUCUCUCUCUCUCUCUCUCUCUCUCUCUCUCUCUCUCUCAUAUGCACACAGACACACACACACUCUCUCCCAUCGCCUCUUCCUUCUUCCCUCCCUGUUCGUCUGCGAUGCUGGUGUGGUGAACAGCAGGACACUCUCGGCUGAGCUGCAUGGAGGCACAGGGAGGGGCAGGGAGCCCAGAGCCCAAUAAAGACAUCCAGAAGCUUCUGAAGCCCUCCAGCUCAGGUGACCUAUCCAAGGAGUUGUUCCACCACCCAGCGGGGGAGGAGGAGGAGGAGGGCGGCCUGUCCGGGCACACCGCUAGUCUGCUGCACAUCACGGAGAAGAGACAACCACUGAGUAGUGUUUCUUCUUUGGAGGUGCACUUUGACCUCCUGGAUCUGACUGAGCUGACUGACAUGUCGGACCAGGAGCUGGCUGAAGUUUUCGCUGACUCUGAUGAGGAGAACCACAACGAGUCCCCAGCAGGUUCCCACCAGCCCAUGCUGCCCAGGGGUGGCUACAUGCGCUCCCCCUCGUGGACGCGCUGCAGCAGAGUCGAGCCCCCGCGCGAGAGAAAGCAUCACAGUGACUCGGACACCCCGGAGCCCUUAAUGAAACUGGAGAGACCGAAGCAGCCGUGAUAUCUGGUGCGAAACGGCCAGACUGCAGAGAGAGAGAGAAAGCCCAGAGGCAGACAGACGCAGCCAGAGUGUGAGCACAUCGCGGACCGAGAGGCCCCCUCAUCUGCCACUGUGCACUCACGUAACGUCUCAUGGUGCUGAACAGUUCAGGUUGAACUCUGGACAACGUGCUCUGUGCUCUGACAUACGAUGCUGAGAUGUGCAAUAUACACACUCUCUCCUUUCUCUCUUCCUUUCCUCUGUUUCUUUCUCACACACAAACACACACAGUCAUUGUGUCUUUCAUGCGAGGGGUUCUUAAUGAGCACCCUGUGCUGCCAGAUGAUUUUUAAGCUUUGUUUUUGAGUGACAGACAGGGUAUGACAUCAGCAGAAAUAUAACAGCAACUCCAUCCUUACAGCCUCUCAGGGUGGGGACGGCCUGGACAGCGAGAUUUGUUUUACACUGUGUCCACAGCAUGUGGCCAGACCUUCAGUUUGAAGUUCAGACUCUGGGAUUCACAUUGAAAUACCAGGAUUUGACACAUAAAUGCCACGCUGAGGCUGUUUUUUUGGCUUGAAAAUGUGACAGGGUUUGUUUUUUUUGUUGUUGUUGUAUUUGUUGCCUGCAAUUAAGGCAGGUUGAUCAGUGGAAGUGGAUGUGAGUGAAGCCACACUCUUCAUAUCCAUCACACCCUCUACAUUUUCAUGACGAAUGUGUUGUUAUUAUAAUUUUAAAUUUGAAAUGAAAGUUUGCACUUGCCUCACUGAAUUGUAUUUACGGUGCCCCCCAGAAUUAUUGGCAUUUGGUGACGAUGACAUAAAAGAUAAACAGACCAAGUAGCGAGCUAUAUGCAAGACACUUUUCCAUACCCAGAUACUUCUUCUUCACAAUUUGUUCAGACAAUUGUUUUCCAAAUAUCAUUUUUUAUAAAUGAUGGCUGCCGGAGUUGCUGCUCCUCAGGCGACUGGAGUUGGUACUUCAAAGCUGGAGAAUACUUGAAGCAGUUAGAAAAUCAAGGUAGCAUUGCACCAGAGUCAAGUGGACUUCACAAAAGCUUUGCAUGAAUGCCAAAAAUACAACAAAGUGCCAACGAUUUUGUAGUCACCUUUUGAAGGGUAAAUCUAACUUAUGAUGCAAUAUUUCACAUCUUUGUACGCAAAGGUUAUAGCUAAUUACUUGAUUUAUUUAUCUCACGUUUGGCUUGUCUAUACCAGGAGUGCCAAUAAUUCUGAAUGCUGUGACACGAUGGAUCAAAAGUGACACUGGGAUAAUAGAGGAACAAUAAAAGUCUUGAAAAAAGUA
Acanthopagrus latus (yellowfin seabream) is the source of this 2440-nucleotide messenger RNA. RefSeq names its product dysbindin domain containing 1 (gene dbndd1). Gene Ontology annotation, biological process: negative regulation of protein kinase activity. The coding region runs from base 683 to 1156 and encodes 157 amino acids. Gene Ontology annotation, cellular component: cytoplasm. Lineage: Eukaryota; Metazoa; Chordata; Actinopteri; Spariformes; Sparidae. The record is from RefSeq and is a predicted model, not a curated record. The transcript is spliced from 7 exons.